GCCCGGCGCCCGCAAGGCGCUGCUUAGCUGGGCCCGCGGCGCCACGCAGAUGUACGGCAUCGAGAUCCAGGACUUCGGACCGUCGUGGCGCGAUGGCCGCGCGUUCGUCGCCGUGGUGCACUGCAUCGAGCCGACGGCCGUGGACGUCGGCGCCGCCGAGCGCAUGACCUCACUGAACCGGCUCGGCGCCGCCUUCAAGGCGGCCGAUGAGCAGCUGGGCAUCGCCCCACUUCUGGACCCCGAGGACGUGGACGUGCCGGAGCCGGACGAGAAGUCGGUGAUGACGUACGUGGCCCAGUUCGUGCACAAGUACCCCAAACCCAAGACACUUCAGCCGUCGGCGAGUGGCGAGCAGCGCACCCCCAAACAGGAGGUCAUGGAGAUCACUGUCUGGAUCAUCCGGACGAUACGCAUCGUCCGAAACAUUCGGUCGCCAGAGAAGGACAAUUUUGAGAGGUACCAUUCGACGCGCACCGAGGCUGCGGAGCGUCGGCUGCGGUACACCGAGCUACGCAAGACGGCUGACCUGAUGCCGGCCGACGGCUGGCAGCGGGCCGACGAGGACUGGACUACCCUCGAGACACUGCUGGACGAGUGGCAGGCGCAUCUGGACGGCCGGCUGCCGGCGCCGCUGCAGAGCGUGGCCAGCUGGGUGGGCCGCGCCGAGACGCUGCUGGACAGGGCGCAGGACCCGGCCGUCGGCAGCGCGCGUGCGCCCCAGAGCGUCACCGUCAUCCUGGAGGAGCACACGGUACUGGUCGGCUGCCCCACCUAGCGGCGCCGGCCGCCCCCCGCGCUCAGCACGCACGCU
Molecule: messenger RNA, 811 nt
Organism: Pollicipes pollicipes
Lineage: Eukaryota; Metazoa; Arthropoda; Thecostraca; Pollicipedomorpha; Pollicipedidae
Product: spectrin beta chain, non-erythrocytic 2
Exons: 6
Coding region: 50-775 (241 amino acids)
Biological process (GO): nuclear migration
Cellular component (GO): cytoplasm; meiotic nuclear membrane microtubule tethering complex; nuclear outer membrane
Molecular function (GO): actin filament binding
Source: RefSeq, a predicted model, not a curated record